CAGCGCCAGGUGCAGAUGUGCAAACGGAACCUCGAAGUGAUGGACUCGGUGCGCCGGGGCGCCCAACUGGCCAUCGAGGAGUGCCAGUUCCAGUUCCGCAACCGUCGCUGGAAUUGCUCCACGCUGGACAGCCUGCCGGUCUUUGGCAAGGUGGUCACCCAAGGGACGCGAGAAGCCGCCUUCGUAUACGCCAUCUCCUCCGCGGGGGUCGCCUUCGCCGUGACGAGGGCCUGCAGCAGCGGAGAAAUCGACAAGUGCGGCUGCGACCGCACAGUGCACGGAGUCAGCCCUCAGGGCUUCCAGUGGUCCGGCUGUUCCGACAACAUUGCGUACGGAGUGGCCUUCUCGCAGUCUUUUGUGGACGUGAGGGAGAGGAACAAGGGCGCGUCCUCCAGCAGGGCCCUCAUGAACCUUCAUAACAACGAAGCAGGACGGAAGGCCAUCCUGAACAACAUGCGGGUGGAAUGCAAGUGCCACGGCGUGUCGGGCUCCUGCGAGGUGAAGACCUGCUGGAAAGCCAUGCCGCCUUUCCGCAAGGUGGGCAACAUGCUGAAGGAGAAGUUUGACGGGGCGACGGAGGUUGAGCAGAGGAAGGUCGGCUCCACCAAAGUGCUGGUCCCCAAGAAUUCCCAGUUCAAGCCGCACACAGACGAGGAUCUGGUCUACUUGGACUCCAGCCCCGAUUUCUGUGACCAUGACUUGAAGAACGGUGUCCUGGGCACCAGCGGAAGGCAGUGCAACAAGACCUCCAAGGCCAUCGACGGCUGUGAGCUGAUGUGCUGCGGCCGCGGCUUCUACACGGACGAGGUGGAGGUGGUGGAGCGCUGCAGCUGCAAGUUCCACUGGUGCUGCUUUGUCAAGUGUAAACAGUGCCACCGAGUUGUGGAGAUGCACAGCUGUCGGUGACAUGGAAGGAAAGCCUUCUGCCGGGCCCAGGGCCGCUGGAGGGAGGCGGUGCGCGAAGCCCCCUCGGCAGAAGACGCUGCGAGAGGAAACGCUUCUCCUUUUUUUUUUUUUUUUUUUAAAGGGAAAA
Molecule: messenger RNA, 1033 nt
Organism: Varanus komodoensis (Komodo dragon)
Lineage: Eukaryota; Metazoa; Chordata; Lepidosauria; Squamata; Varanidae
Gene: WNT4
Product: Wnt family member 4
Exons: 4
Coding region: 16-906 (296 amino acids)
Biological process (GO): neuron differentiation; multicellular organism development; cell fate commitment
Cellular component (GO): extracellular region
Molecular function (GO): cytokine activity; frizzled binding
Source: RefSeq, a predicted model, not a curated record